GGUGAGUGACGUGCUCUCAGGAUUUCAGGCUCAUUGUGACUGAAUACAUUCUUAGGCCAAUAAUAUGACUAUUUAUGAUGUCAGUGAGAAUGUUCGUAGAUGUAGGGCCACUUUGAACUUGUCACGUUCCCUUGGUUGUCACAGAACCACUUAUAAUCGUAGGUGGAAUAAUAUGAGAGCUGCCUUAAUGAAAAAAUAUGGCUUCCUUUCGUUCAGUAAGUUUGCUAAUGAAAGCACUAUAAAAGAAGUAAAGACGGAAAUCAGUUGUAAUGAAAGUACUUCAACUAAUACACCGUCCACUAGCAACAUCAAUCAAAGGCUUUCAGAUAAUAGUGGAUGUACGGUAGUGAACUUGUGCUCUCAGAAGUUCGUAAAUCGCAAAGAACUGAUCAACUACUUUAUAAUGUAUAUAAUGUCAAAUACAUCUCUGAGCAUACGAGAUGCUGAUCGGGUUCUGUAUGGCCUACGAUUUCUCAUCCCGGACAUACCGAAAAGCAUCAGAGGUGUUUUGAAGACUUGUCCAAGUGUUCAACCAAAGUUCAUCGGCAGUGGGAAUGAUAUCCACCUACAAAGGUGCGACCAACCAGAUGACAAUUGUGCAGUUCUGAAAUGUAAAAUCACUAACGAUUUCGAUUCUCUGCAGUCGGCGAAAGAUGUUUUACUUGCAAUGCAAAUACUGGAAUCACCGUAGAAACACUUCUACGGAUGAGAACAAAUUGCCACAAAACAGUGAGAAGCCCAAGAUGUCAGUACAAUAAUCUUACUAACAAUCCCUAGAAGUGCAAUGAAACGUAAAGAAGAUUUUCUUUACAAUUCAGUCGACAUGGAUGUGGCUGAGAUGCAGGCUGGGAAUAUCCGUGUACAAUAUCCUAAAUUCCGGGUGUUCGACAAAUUCAUAUCGCCAAGUAGGUUUUAUUACUAUUUAGAUAUUCACGAAUUAGUUCGACACAAUUAGAGACAUCACCAUCCACAUCGGAAUCUAAGCAUGUUGGUGGUGCUAAAGCGAACCAAUAAUUUCAAAUAACAAUGAGUUAGCAAUUGCAUUGGAUAUGCAAAACAAUGUAUGCUUAAGCUUCUGCUCUAAUGUUGUACAAUAAUACGCUUUUCCUUUUAAAUAAAUUUUUUCAAAAACAUACCGGUUUUUCACUGCAUUGCAGAUUUAUUUUGGUCUGUUGUUGAAAAUAAAGGCGAACAUAGGAG
Schistosoma curassoni is the source of this 1200-nucleotide messenger RNA. NCBI's taxonomy places the organism in Eukaryota, Metazoa, Platyhelminthes, Trematoda, Strigeidida, Schistosomatidae. The record is from the annotation of a GenBank genome assembly.